UGCGUGUGUGCGUAUGUAUACGAAUCUGUGUAUCGAGUGUGUGUCUACGGCUUUUCCAUUAGUUUCGCAGGAUCGGCGUCCGUCUGUUGUAGGCACUGUGAAGAUGUUCAGGUAAGCGUGUCCCCCCCGGCUACACGCAAAAACGAAGAGCCCUCCUUCUCCCCCGUAGCGCGUCGACAGAUCAACACACACACACACACGCAAGCACGUUCAGUCUCAAGAGCACACAAAGCGCACACACAACAAUCAAAAAGCAAAACACGCCAGCCUGCCCGGAGAUGAGAAACAAUGUCAAGCGCCGGAGGGCGAGCAGCGGCGGCGGCGGCCUCACCACUCAAACACUGCUCGAUUUUGAUUUGGGCGAAUCGUCGUCGGAUUCGGACUUCCGGAUCGAGGACCACGAUGAGAGCGACGACUGUUCACUCGGCUCGAAGGACGACGGCGACGACGACGGGGACGAUGACGACGACGAUGAGGAUGAGGACGACGACGACGACGACGAGAGCGGCGACGACAGCGGCGACGACAGUGAGGAUAAUGGGGAGGCCGGCGCCGGCAGCAAUCCACUGUUGCAGCUGCUGCACGGCGCCCAGAACGGUGGCGGCAACGAGGAGGAGGAGGACGAGAGUACGACCGAGGGCGGCGUCGGCGGGCAGGCGAAGGCACGACCCCCGGCCCCGGCAGCGAAGCAGACGAGCGAGCGGGACGCCGCGCUUCAGAAGCUGCUGAUGAAGUCGAUUUGCUGCGCGUGCCUGGGCGACCGGAGCGACGACCAGAACGAGAUCGUCGAAUGCGACGGGUGCGGCGUGACGGUACACGAGGGCUGCUACGGGGUGAGCGAGUGCACCAGCGUGACCAGCACGAUCUCCUCCUGCUCGACCGAGCCGUGGUUCUGCGACGCGUGCAAGGCGGGCGUGGAAAACCCGGACUGCGAGCUGUGCCCGAACAAGGGCGGUAUCUUCAAGGAGACGGACGUCGGCCGGUGGGUGCACCUGGUGUGCGCGCUGUACGUGCCGGGCGUCGCGUUCGGCGAGGUCGACCAGCUGUCGUCGGUGACGCUGUUCGAGAUGCCGUACAACAAGUGGGGCGCGAAGACGUGCUGCCUGUGCGAGGACGCGCAGCUCGCCCGGACCGGCGUCUGCAUCGGGUGCGACGCGGGCAUGUGCAAGACGUACUUCCACGUGACCUGCGCCCAGUACUACGGGCUGCUGUCCGAGGCGCACUCGGAGGAGGCGGACCAGGCCGACCCGUUCUACGCGCACUGCAAGAUCCACUCGGACAAGUCGCUGAUCAAGCAUCGGAAGCGCAACUACAACACGAUCCGGAUGCGGGCGGUCCAGCGGCAGGUGGAGGAGGAGGGCCGCCGGCAGCUGAAACCGACCGCCGAGCAGGUGCGGAUCGAGCGCAAGCUGACCAAGCACCGGCGCCGGUACGUCGCGAACAAGGAGACGAAGAACCCGCCCUGGGUGCCGACGCAGAAGAUGCCCCGGCUGCUCAUCACCAGUGCGACCGCGUGCAAGAAGCUGCUCUACAAGGCGGAGCUGAUGGGGCUGGACCGGGCGGCGAUCGAGUUUCAGGAGGCGCAGGUGGCCUCGCUCGCGGACGUGCGCAAGAAGUGGCACAUACCGCCCGCGUUCAGCGUCGAGUUCAUCGGCUACUACCUGGACCGGGCGCUCCGGCUCGAGGACAUGAAGAAGAACCUGCAGGAGCAGAUGGCGCUCAACCAGCGGCUGCUCGGGAAGCAGCAGCACCUGCGCAACCGGUACGACCAGGCGGUCGCCCAGAGCCAGGCCGCGCAGAAGGCGAACGAUGCGGUGCGGGCAAGCAUCGCCCGGCUGUACGAGCACAUUGGCGCCCUCUGCCCGAGCAAAGCGCUCGUGCCGGUGGAGCAGAUCGGCAAACCGCCGGCGCCGGUGCCAGCAGCGAUGGCAGCAGCAACGGCACCCCCACCACCUCCACCACCACCAAUAGCGCAACCAGCACAACAACCAGUGCCUCCUCCUGAAGCAGCAACUGCGGCAGCUGCGGCACCACCGGCACCACCGCCACCGUACGUGAAGCCGCACCAAAGCGUGGUAAUUAAUACGGGGCCGCUCGGGGCGACGCCGCCCGCCCGCACCAUGUCCGUGCCGACGGCGGCCGCCCUCAAGAUGGGGGUCGGUUUCCCGCUCCAGAAUCUCAUGGUGCCGGGCAAGCGGGACGACACCGGGCGCAUACUCAGCACGCAGUGCAAGCAGAACAGCGAGGAGCUGCUGAACGAGUGCGGCAUCUGCAAGCGGUGCCACGAUCAGCACCUGCUCGCCAAGUGCGACACCUGCCACCUGCACUACCAUCUCGGCUGCCUCAAUCCGCCCCUGACGCGCCAUCCGAAAAAGUCCAAGCUGUACGGCUGGCAGUGCUCGGAGUGCGACCAGUCGGACGACUCCAACCCGGAAAGCAUCAUCAUACCGAAGGCGCCGCGCAAGUCGCGCACCCGCUACUCGAAGGACGGCACCAUCGUGCCGUACGACUACGCCUUCCCGCCCGACACCCAGCCGCAGGCGGUCGAGGCGGUGGGACGCCGGGCGAGCCGGGCCGGGCCGGCGGCCGUCGAGGUGAAGGAUGAGCCGGUGGCGGAAAGUACAAACGAGGCGGUCGAUCCGUCGCCGGUCAAGACGCCCGGCAAGCGGGGCCGGAAGAAAAAGUCCCUCGAGGGCGUCGCGGUUGGCGAGACGACGACUGCGGCGACGAACAUGACCACCGCUGUACAGUCCAAAGAGGUGAAGCAGCAGAAGAAGAAGAGCGAUCCCAAUCUUCCGGAUGGAAAGGACGUAGCGGACGAGGAACUAGGGGAGGAAGAGGAGGAGGAGGAGGCGCGACAAAGUGACGAGCACAGCGGUAAGCACUCGCUGCUCAACACAACCCCCUCCGAGCUGGACACGUCGGACGAGCAGCGAGCCUCGGAAGGCGGGAACAGCAAGAUGGCGAAGGUUGAGUCAACCACGCACCAUCACCACCACCAUCACCACCAGCACCACCAUCCGGGGCCACCGCCUGCACCGACGGCCGGCUCGUCCGAGGCAACGGCGGCGCACACAAACGCCCAACCGCCCGCCCCGGAAGGUUCCUCGGAAGCACUAGCAGCAGACGGCGGGUGCGAUGGUGGUGGUAGAGAGCCGCCCGGAGCGAUGGGAGGACUGCCGGCGUCGGUGGAGGACGGUGCCGCCACCAGCACGCACCACAAGCACAGCAAGCGGCGAAAGGAAAAGCACCGGAACCGGUCGCCGAACGCGGACCGCCCCAUCUCGAAGGACCACAAGCGGAAGCGGAAGCGAAAGAACCACGACUACGAAACGGUCGACCAGACCGAGCUCGCCGAAUAUCCGCUGCCGGAGUACGGUGACAGUCGGCCGAGGAUUAAAAUUAAGAUCAAAUCGGUGCUGGACGGUUCCAACACGCACACAACGCAGAUAUACUACGUGCGAACGGAACCGCAGGAGGAAGAACCGACCGAGCCGCAGCUUACGUCCGGUGCCGCCGACAGCUCAUCGCAAGCGGGUCCGCUGAUGAGCCAUCCACUGCUGCCGCAGUUGCAACCGGCGGCCCAAUUUAACGGCAGCACGGAGCCAACCACCAUCACGCAGGGCCGGGCCCGGGUGAAGCGGGACGUCGGCAGCCGGCACAACGCGUCCAGCACCACCUCGAUCGGUUCGUCCGUUGGCAGCAGCGGCAGCGACGAAUGCAUCUGCGACGUCUGCCAGGGUGUGGGCACGUCCGCCAACAUUGUGCAGUGCGAUGAGUGUCAGAAAAGCUAUCACUUCGGCUGCCUGGAACCACCGCUGAAGAAGACGCCCAAACGGCGCGGCUACUCCUGGCACUGUGCCGAUUGCGACCCAACGGAUGUGGAAAACUGAACGCCGCUCGAGAAAGCUUGCACAUUAUCUAUUCGGCGAGAGGGGCAUGCCUGGACUUCAAGGACGGUUUCUAUUUUACGGGUCGCUUUAAACAUGCCAUCCAUGGAAUUUUGGUUCACUUCUUCGCUUUAAAGCAUUAACAGUCGGAAACGUAGCGUAGCGCGUUCUUUUCUCUAUAUUUUUUUUUGUACGUGACAUACACAGCUCACAGCAUUGGAAGGAAACCCCUCCAUUUUUACUUCUUCUUUUGACUAACCAUGAUCUCAUUGAAAGUAUGAUGAACAACACGCUUAGACGCUUCAAACAAAACAAAACAAAAAUAAACAGCAUGCUCGUUAAUUUGUUGUGCUAGGUUCAACUGCGGUAAAAUCGAAUUGCAGCGAAACAUUUACGAAUAAAAAAAACAAAUUCAUUCGACCGAACGCAGAAACACACAUCGAUGCGCUGAAUGGUACGAUGCAAAUCCCCUAAUGGAAGCACGGCUGGCCUACAUUGCGUGACACACCACAUCACGUCCCUUUUUUGCAGUAUGGAAUUUGAUUUAAGAAGAAUUGUAAUAUUAAAGCGUCUCAUUGCCGAAAUAAAUGUCAGUCAGUUAAACUCAA
Messenger RNA from Anopheles merus, 4498 nucleotides. RefSeq names its product PHD finger protein 14. Gene Ontology annotation, biological process: regulation of transcription by RNA polymerase II. The transcript has 6 exons. The record is from RefSeq and is a predicted model, not a curated record. NCBI's taxonomy places the organism in Eukaryota, Metazoa, Arthropoda, Insecta, Diptera, Culicidae. The coding region runs from base 279 to 3893 and encodes 1204 amino acids.